Alternaria novae-zelandiae is the source of this 1071-nucleotide messenger RNA. RefSeq lists its product as uncharacterized. The transcript is spliced from 2 exons. Gene Ontology annotation, biological process: methylation. NCBI's taxonomy places the organism in Eukaryota, Fungi, Ascomycota, Dothideomycetes, Pleosporales, Pleosporaceae. The record is from RefSeq and is a predicted model, not a curated record. Gene Ontology annotation, molecular function: methyltransferase activity; nucleic acid binding. Bases 1 to 1071 code for a protein of 356 amino acids. Gene Ontology annotation, cellular component: mitochondrion.
AUGUCGGAAACUACCAUCGCCUACCAGGCCCUGACUAAACAUCUAGCCAAGCAGAACUACGUCUUUGUGUGUCCGUCGCCAGAGACGCAGAGCAGGGUAGUGGAGAAAAGACGCUCGAAUGUCGCGACGGAAGAUGCCCAGAACGCGUACGACUUCUUUGGGUGGAACUUGUCAUGUACUAGAGAAGCACUCCGAUCGAUAAUACCCGACGACAUAUUCGAACGCCUCCACGAAGCCAGCGUGAUCACACAGAAUGACGACAAAAGCUACCGCUCCACCAUCCGCGUAUCCAACCUGUACCUUACCAAUCUCCCGAGUCGCGAUCCCGACGUCUCCUCGCUGUACUACAUCCAUUCUUCCUUCCCAGCGUCGUCCGAUUCCGUCUUCUGCGGCCCCGACACGUACUUCUUUGUCGGCUUCCUCCAAACCAUAUCCCGACACCUUCCACACGCACCCAGCAGUAUCGUAGACGUCUGCUGCGGAGCUGGCGCAGGCGCGAUACACAUGGCGAGGACAUAUCCGCAGGCAAAGACGCUGGGGCUGGACCUGAAUCCGCGUGCGCUGAGCCUGGCCGAGGUCAAUUCGCAGCUGGCGGGCGUCAAGGUGGGCUUUGCUGAGUCGAACCUUUUCACGACCGUGCCCGAAGAUCUGAAGCACCAUGGUGUGGAUCUGAUUGUCAGCAACCCACCAUACAUCGCAUCGAGUACAGACGGCGAGGAUCUGCCCAUAUACGCAGAUGGUGGCGCUGGCUUUGGUCUCGACCUCUCCAUACGCAUUGUAGAAGAAGGCAUGAAAAUCUUGUCGUCAACUGGUGUCAUCGUGGUUUACACGGGUGUCGCGAUGUCCACAGCCAAUCCUGGCCAUGAUAUCUUCCUAGAGAAGCUGCAACGAGUAGAAGGCGCGGAGCUCGCUGAGUACACAAUUUUGCAUCCAGACAUCUGGCCAGAGGAGAUUGGGAAGGGCGCUUACGCAGACGUGGGUAGGAUACAGGUUGUGGGUGCUGUGUUGCGACGCGAUGCCAAGGGUAUGGAGGAGGCAAAGAAGUCGUCGCGCAGACAAUGGGCAGUUUAG